Molecule: messenger RNA, 1532 nt
Organism: Paramacrobiotus metropolitanus
Lineage: Eukaryota; Metazoa; Tardigrada; Eutardigrada; Parachela; Macrobiotidae
Exons: 3
Coding region: 186-1517 (443 amino acids)
Source: RefSeq, a predicted model, not a curated record
UUUUUCAGCGAUGACUAGUGCGGGUCUAUGCCGUACCGGCUGUAAGGCCAGUAAUGUUCCGGGUUGUGAGCAUCAGACUGUAGACGGUAUGCGCAGCAUGCGUAUUUCUCGAAAUUAUCGGCAUUCAGAGGAUCUUCUGCAGUCCAUUUGCUUAAUAAAUUGUGCGUUUCUUCUGCUUGCGUUAAAUGCUCAAAAAGAGACACGCUGCUGCUUUGAGAAAGAAGACAUACAAAAUGAAUUCAAUAAUCCCUGUGCGUCUGUUCCAUAAUGUCGUAUUUGCCUGGUUGAUAACGACUGUCGUCCUCAUCCUGCCGCUUUCUGCAGAUCUUCCCUUGCGAUCUUUUGAUUCUAGGAUAGUAGGCUACGGUUUCGCUGGGCUUUUUCAAGACCCCCAUCGAGUGCCCGACUGUCCAACGUACGUCUUACCAGCCUGUGACCCGCAAUGGCUGUACUGUGCCUGUGGGAAGCCCGUGUACAACGUUAGUGCCAUUCCUGUCGACAAAUCAUUUCUGAUUCUUGGAUACAGAACGACAACGUAUAAUUGGAUCCGCUUUUCGGACAAAUGCUAUUCCAGCUGCCUGCUGCCCGGGUUUGAUCCGCUACCGCCGCGACCCAAUAUUACUGAAAUUCGUCUAAGCAAUAUCUGGGUGGCACCCGAUGAUCUCCCGUUUCCUAUUGGCCGUUUCCUGGUUAACGUCAAGAAGACGGUUCAACAACUGCGCCUCCGGGAGAUCUAUCUGCCCUUGAUCACACGUGAUACGUUUGCGGGUUUCUCCGUUCUUAAGAGCCUGACACUGGAGCGUAACCGACUCUCUGCCAUCGCCUUAGACGCCAUGGAGGCCUUUGUGCCGACUCCAGGGAAUAUACUAACGUCCAGCGUAGAAGAGAUCGGCAUUGGUGACAACACUUUGCCCCAUUUCGAUUGGUCGGUGUUCAUACCACUAGCUGACACCAUUAAGCGUGUCUCUCUCAUGACGAGUGACGUUCAGCAAGUAUAUCUGAGCCGGUUAUUCACCAUGCGCCGCAUCGAAUUCGUUGAUUUGGGUGGAAACAACCUGACCACCGUGGACAACCGCUUCUUGGACUGUCUAACGCAGUCGGGCUGGCGCCCCGGCUUAAAUCUCCAGUACAAUCCGUUAUGCACAAGCGACAUAUGGUGCCUCUGCCCGUCCAUGUUCCACCUGUGGGAUUGGCUUACAAAAACACCUCGAAUCACCGAAGCUGAGCCUGGCGUUAUGGUCAACUGGAGAAACCAGGAUGGUGUAACAUGUGGUAAUUUCAGUGACACCCAUCAGGGAUAUUUUCAUGACCGCUUUAAGGUCGACGAAAAUGGUGGAUCUGGCAAAAUGUACAAGAACUGGGAUGUUCAGACACUGGCAAGAUGGCAGCUGGAUAGCUGGAAUAUAAUACCAAAGCUGACAAUGUCGUCAAAACGGUUCGCAGUGUUGUGCCUAAUUGUUCUGACUGACUAUUCACAUUAUCGGACGCUGGCCAAGCUAUUUCUAAUCCUGAUUUGAUUUUUUGAUUUUCUU